CCCUGGCGGUCGGGCGCCCAGUCAGUCGUCUUCCAGCCGUGAGCCAGUGCGCGUCGAGCCAGCCGCUCCACAACUCCCUCCAGGCAGGCCGGACGAGUAUGAAUAAAAAGUCUCAUCCUAAGGAAAAGCAUAAAAAAGCUGAAAGUCUAGCGGAACUCAAAGAAGAGUUGGACACAGAUUUCCACCAAAUCACCAAGGAGGAAUUAUGCCGUCGGUUCGGCACUCAUCCGGAGAAUGGACUAACUCACGCUAAAGCGAAGGCGUACCUGCAGCGCGACGGGCCGAACACGUUGACCCCGCCGAAACAGACUCCAGAAUGGGUCAAGUUCUGCAAGAAUUUGUUUGGGGGCUUCUCCUGUCUCCUGUGGAUAGGAGCUUCUUUGUCCUUCAUGUCUUAUGUCAUGCUAGCAGUAACUACAGACAAGCCAGAUGAGGAAAAUCUCUACCUGGGCCUCGUGCUUGUCGCGGUGGUCAUUGUCACUGGACUUUUCUCCUUCUACCAGGAGCGCAAGAGCUCUAAGAUCAUGGAGUCUUUCAGGAGCAUGGUCCCCCAGUUCGCGGUAGUGUUCCGCGAGGGGGAGAAGCUGACACUGCCCGUGGACCAGUUGGUGCGUGGAGACAUCGUCGAGGUGAAGUCUGGGGACCGAGUGCCCGCAGACAUCCGCAUCUUGGAGUCGCGUGGGUUCAAGGUCGAUAACUCGUCGCUGACGGGCGAAUCGGAGCCGCAGAGCCGCAGCCCGGACUGCACCAACGAGAACCCUCUGGAGACCAAGAACCUUGCCUUCUUCUCCACCAAUGCCGUCGAAGGAAACUGCAAGGGCAUCGUGAUCAGCUGUGGCGACAACACGGUGAUGGGGCGCAUAGCGGGGCUGGCGUCGGGUCUGGAGACCGGCGACUCUCCCAUUGCCAAGGAGAUACACCACUUCAUCCACCUCAUCACAUGCCUGGCCGUGUCGCUGGGCAUCACCUUCUUCUUCAUCGCCUUCAUUCUGGGCUACCAUUGGCUUGAUGCCGUCGUCUUCCUUAUUGGUGUGAUCGUGGGAAAUGUGCCAGAGGGGCUGCUGGCCACUGUAACGGUGUGCCUCACGCUGACGGCCAAGCGCAUGGCCUCCAAGAACUGCCUGGUGAAGAACUUGGAGGCAGUGGAGACUCUGGGCUCCACCUCGGUCAUUUGCUCCGACAAGACUGGCACCCUCACCCAGAACAGGAUGACUGUGUCGCACCUGUGGUACGACGACGAGCUGUAUGAUGCCGAUACCACCGAGGACCAUACUAGUGAGAACGUGCUAAAUGCCAGUCCUGCGUACAAGGCCCUGAUGCGCAUCGCGACGCUUUGCAACAGAGCAGAGUUCCAGUCGGGUCAGGAUAACGUGCCCAUUCUCAGAAGGCAGGUGACGGGUGACGCGUCGGAGGCAGCUGUGCUGAAGUUCACGGAACAGACGUUGGGCAACGUGAUGGAGACGCGCAAGGGCGCCAAGAAGGUGUGUGAGGUGCCGUUCAACUCGACCAACAAGUACCAGCUGUCGAUACACGAGACGACAGAGCUGGGGGAGCCGCGCCACCUGCUGGUGAUGAAGGGCGCGCCCGAGCGCAUCCUCGAGUGCAGCUCGACCAUCUUCAUCAACGGUGAGGAGCGGCCACUGGACGACGAGAUGAAGGAGGCGUUCAACGACGCCUACCUGGACCUGGGUGGCCUGGGCGAGCGGGUGCUAGGGUUCUGCGACCUGAUGCUGCCGAUGGACAAGUUCCCGCUCGGGUUCAAGUUCGAUGGCGAGAACCUCAACUUCCCCAUCUCAGGACUGCGCUUCGUGGGACUCAUGUCCAUGAUAGACCCUCCGCGCGCAGCCGUGCCUGACGCCGUGUCCAAGUGCCGCUCGGCGGGCAUCCAGGUCAUCAUGGUGACCGGUGACCACCCCAUCACCGCCAAGGCCAUAGCCAAGUCCGUCGGCAUUAUCUCCGAAGGCAACGAGACGGUGGAGGACAUCGCGCAGCGCCUCAACGUGCCAGUGUCGCAGGUGAACCCGCGCGACGCCCGCGCGGUCGUCAUCCACGGCUCCGAGCUGAAGGACCUCACCAUGUACCAGCUCGACGAGAUAUUGAGGCACCACAACGAGAUCGUGUUUGCGCGGACGUCGCCGCAGCAGAAGCUGCUGAUAGUCGAGGGCUGCCAGCGCAUCGGGCACAUCGUCGCGGUCACCGGCGACGGGGUCAACGACUCCCCGGCGCUCAAGAAGGCAGACAUCGGGGUGGCCAUGGGCAUCUCCGGCUCGGACGUGUCAAAGCAGGCGGCGGACAUGAUCCUCCUGGACGACAACUUCGCGUCGAUCGUGACGGGCGUGGAGGAGGGCCGGCUGAUCUUCGACAACCUGAAGAAGUCCAUCGCGUACACGCUGACGUCCAACAUCCCGGAGAUCACGCCCUUCCUGGCGUUCAUCCUGGUGGGCGUGCCGCUGCCGCUGGGCAGCAUCGCCAUCUUGUGCAUCGACCUGGGCACCGACAUGGUGCCGGCCAUUGCGUUGGCCUACGAGAGCGCGGAGACAGACAUCAUGAAGCAGCCACCUCGCAAGCCGGGGGUCGAUGGACUCGUGAAUGGCAGGUUGAUUUCCAUGGCAUACGGCCAGAUCGGGAUUAUCCAGUCGGCGGCCGGCUUCUUCACAUACUUCGUGAUCAUGGCGGAGAACGGCUUCCGGCCGAUGCGCCUGAUUGGCCUGCGCAAAUACUGGGACUCCAAGUCCAUCAAUGACCUGGUGGACUCGUACGGACAGGAGUGGACGUACCACAACAGGAAGGACCUGGAGCACACCUGCAGCACGGCCUUCUUCGUGUCCAUCGUCGUGGUGCAGUGGGCGGGACUCAUCAUCUUCAAGACACGCCGCAACUCCAUCCUCGACCAGGGCAUGAGGAACUGGCCUCUCAACUUCGGCCUGCUAUUUGAGACUGCGCUGGCUGCCUUCCUCUCGUACACACCCGGCAUGGUCAAGAUGUUCCGCAUGUACCCUCUCAAGUUCGUGUGGUGGCUGCCGGGAAUCCCAUUUGCACUGGCGAUAUUCACGUACGACGAGUGGCGUCGCUACUACAUCCGUCACCACCCGGGCAGCUGGCUGGAGCGAGAGACGUACUACUAGACCUGCCUGCCCUGCGUCUCUGCCAUCGAACACAUUAACCUUCUCUUUUUUUACUUAACACCACUGCUGUGUACAUACAUAUAUAUUUUUAUAGGAGCUAAUUUUGUGUAGAUGUAGGUGUCACUGCCGCAAACACGUCGGCAAAGUAUUUUUAUAGACACAUUUUUAUGGUUAGCCCACCUGUCGUGUAUCUGGAGAGUCAAGUCACAAUGAGGUCCUAGGAAAGACUAUGAAUGUGAUUGUGGACUGCAUGCUGAUAGGCUGUUCUGCUGUAGGUAAUGGGGAAACAGUAGUCAAGCUCUGAGAAGUGGGAAACUCAUGCAAAGCCCAUCAUUGGAUGGUUUAUUUGUUAAUAGAACUGUCAGAAAUUAGCAUCAUGGAAAAUUCUCUAUGUACUUAAUACUUACCUGUAAAAUGAAGAGAUUAUAAAAUUUCACAUUAAUUUCACACUUUCAACAAUCAAUUUUCAAUGCAGACAACAUUGAAUAUAUCGUGUAUAGUACUUUAAAGUAGGUUUGGCAUCAAGAUAUAGCUUAAAAUUUAAUUAUUUAAACUUAGGGGUACGUCUGUUGGGAGUUCCAUUUGUAAACAACAAUAUUGUUUACAUCUGCAGAUGUUAGCAGAAGUUAGCUGAUGAUGAUCAUCUAUGAGCAGACAGGAUUCAGUCAACAUACAUGUAUCCAUAACCUUUUUCUUCCCAAGUUUGAAACAUACUCUGGAAAUGCGUUCUGAGCUGGGUGUGUGUGUGUGUGUCUUGUCCCUUCCAGGUACACAGGAGUCGAGUUAGGCAGGGCGACAGUUUUUAGUGGGGUAAUGUUUAAAUAAUGUUGUAUAAUUAAUAUUAACAAGUAUUUGUUACGUUUUUGGAUAUAAAGUCUAAUGUUGUCGUUGAAAUUAAAUAAUUUUUUUUUAAGUUUGCAAGUGACAUAGUUGUCAUUAAAUAUUAACUCUCUUACUUAAUAGUACCUGUAAUGUGAACGAAAGGAAUUUUACUUCCUUGAAGCAUUUUUAGUAAAGUUGUAAUGACAUUUCCAAGUCUGAAUAUCUUACAGCAAAACAUUAUUUUGCUUAAUAUUUUGUGACAGUAUUUUGACACUUGAGUAUUCUUAUGAAUGAGUUUGGUUUACUUUGCCUAUUGUUUACUUAGAAAGAAAUUUUUUUUAUAACCAAAUGUAAAUAUUUAAUGCCAGGAAACAAAAAUGUUAUAAUGGGAAUGUAGCCUGCUGUGGUUUAUGGCUCUUCACUAUGAGUGCAAGAGUUGAUAAAAGGCACUUAAAUUGAAAUGUGCUUGACAACCAUCUAGAUAGUUUUUUUUUAUAGUAUUCAAGAUGCAUGGUACUUGUAAAUGAUAAGUUAGAAAACCUUUUUAAAAAUAGAAUUAUGAAUAGAAAAUUUUUUUUUAUAUGAGAAAUAAUAAAAAAAUUUAUUGAGCAAAUGAUAUAUGAUUAAUAAUAAUAUUUUAUUGGUAGGAACAAGAGUAUAUGGUGAGUUGCGAUAAAACCAAAAUAACACCAAAAAUAAUGUCAGUACACCAUAUAACACUGAUUUGUAAGUUAAUACACCAUAAGGCAUCGAAAUGCAGGUAAUUAAUCAACAUUUUAAAUUAAAACUUAACUCAAACAUAACAUUUAAUAAAUCGAAUUCAAUGUAAUAAACCAGUAUGGAGUUUUUAUAAAAUUGUAUGUAACCAAGUAGGUUGGAAAAAUUAAUUUUACUCUUUUUUUUUAUCUUAAAAUUGUUAUUAGUAACUCAUUUUUAUAUUACAACGUUGGCUUAUUUUUCAAACAAGUACUUGCAGAUUAUUUUUAUUGUUCCAAGUGUAUCCAUCAUCUAUCAGUCAAAAUUACACUGUUUUGGUGAAAUAAGUAUCAUGAAAUAUUUGUGUGUCAUGUGUGUGCAAUAAAAUGUUAUUUUAAUGAAUAAACAGAAUUCAUACAAAAUAUAAAUUAUAACACCAAAAUCUCCUGUUUUAAAAAUGUAAUAGGUCUAAAAAUAAAACCAUAAAAUAUUUAUUCUCUAUUUAUGGGAAAUCCUAACUCUGGCAUUCUAGCCUUAUAACUCUUAUUUUUAAUAAUAUAGUUGUAUUGAUACUAGUAAUGGGUUGGAUCCCAAAUUUUUGAAUCAGAAUCUCGAAUUUGAAUCCCACAGAGUACAUUGAAUAUACAUACCCCUCAAAUCCGAAUCUAGGUGUCAAGGGUCAAAAAUAAAAUAACAUGUUAAAACAUUCUACCCUUUGAAUGCUGUUUCAUAAAUUAUAUUUCCAGAAUCAAUACAAUUUUAAUUUUAUUUAAAUAAUUACAUGUUAAAAGUACAAUAUUUAUCUUGGAGAACGUUAACAGGAUAUUUAUGAAGCAAAAAAAAUUGACAUAGUAAACUUUACAGGUUUUCAUUGUUAAAUUUUUUAUUAUACUUUACUUCAUUUAAUAUUUUCCUCGAAUAUUUAUUCCUUCAAAUAAUGACUUUAUGGUAUUUGAGGAUUUUAUUGGACCAUCCCCUAAUUAAUACAAUACCCACUGACACCAAUAGUUGUAUUGUAUGCACAUAGUAAAUAAGUAUAUUUCCAACAAUAGCUACACUUCAAAAAAAAAAAGGGGGGGGGGGGAGGACAUGUGACCACCCCAUGUGUUAGAAGUGAAACUUCACAAAUAGAGGAAUAGGAAAUUUGAAGUGUACAUGAAUAUUUUAAACAUGUGUACAAGUAUAAAAGUGUGUAACAAUGUGUGCGAUUAUUAAAGAGCAGAAGUAUGUGAGCAUGUAUGUUGAAUGAGCAGGUAUGCAAGUACGCAAGGUAUUUUCGGCAAAAAAUAGCUAAAAUAUGAUACGUAAAUUCAUGUUGCACUUAUCAUUACCCUCUGAGCGUUACACUUUUCAUUACGCUCUGAAUGUCAUCACAUCAACUUAAUCUUCCAAAUAUAAAAAAAGUUUCACUUCAAAACAAUUUUAUUAUAACAUGAAUUAGCUAUGGGUAAAACGAAGCAUACAAUUUCAUAAAGUAUCAGAAUUUCAAAACAGAAGUUGACAAAUCAAUGUUCUUAUCAUUCUAUCAAAACACACCCUUUGUUCGGUGUGCAACUAAACUUGAAACAGUAUUUAAAAUUCAAUGAGUAAUUUUGUCCACACAAGUUUUUGAAUAUGAAAAUGUUUGGUGUAAAACUUCAAUAUAUGUAAGACCAAAGAUAAAAUUUUUUUUGUAUACUUUUACCAUCUCUGAUAUUGUGUUUAAGUAUGUGUGUUACAAAAGAAGCUUUACUACUGUAGUGAAUGGCGAAGUGGUAUACUUUUACCAUCUCUGAUAUUGUGUUUAAGUAUGUGUGUUACAAAAGAAGCUUUACUACUGUAGUGAAUGGCGAAGUGGUAGAAGAAGCCCAAAAAUUUAAAAUAUGGAAAUUAUUCAACAGUUUUUAUUGGAUUGUUGUAGCUGAAUGUGCAUCCAUUUGUUACAUGGCGGACAUCAAAAGCUUCAUCAUGUGCCAUGGAAUUUAGAGUUUAAAGCAAGUCCACAGUUUGGGUAGGGGUGGGCACACUCACCCUCAAGGGCGGACUUCUGAAGGUGUCGGUUCCACAGGGCCAGUGGACGAGCGAUAGGCACAGCCCCACUGGACCACAGAGCUGGAGAAUUCUGGUACUCGCAACCUCUCCACAUCUUUUAGCACCUCUCUGGCUUCUUUCUUGUGUCCUGGACAUUGUCGCUGUACUUAGAAGCAUGUCUAGAUAUGUAGUCUGUCAUGCAAAAGUUCCAUGAAGGCAUGUAGAUUUUUUAAAAUUCUACAUUUCUGGCCAUUGUUAUAUUUAGUAUUGUAACGAGACCUUAUAUAGCUCCAAAUUAUUGAUUUGACGAUUCAUUAUUCAUUUUCACUAGUAGCAAAAUUUCUUACAAGCAUUUUAAACACCACACUAUUUGACUUACACCAUGACUCGUCACACACUACAACAGUUCUCUGUGUUGUGAUGAGCUGCAUGUAUUUUGAAUGCAGCUAAACUUUAAAUAUGUUCUACAGAGUUUUAUCAGCAUACAGAGCAUCUAAACCAAAUGUAGUCUGCAGGUAUACUCGAAGGUUUCAUGCUAUAAUCUGCCUCAAAUUUCUUUUCUUUUUGUGUAGCAGAUAUUGCUUCUUUGAAAAUAAACACAGUUUUUUAUGCACCUGUGAAAGAGGCUAUGUCAAUAUCACAGUUGUGGGCACUUGUGGUGGCAGUUUGCAGUACUAAUAAUUUUGGUGCAAAUUAAAGUUGAUGUGCGGCUUGAUCUGAGUAUUUAAUGUUAUUGUGCGUGAUCUUUAGCUAAUAAUUUGUAUUAUUUGAAGUAUUGUAAAGCUUCUUUUGAAACUUGUUGAUGGCAAUGGUCUAUCAUAGUAGCUUCAACAGUCAUACAAUGGCCUUGUUACUUAAUCCUGCUUGUUACUUAUUCCUGCUGAUACGCCCACAUAUCAGGCAUGAACUCGGCAGUGUACAACCCGAGGGCACAAUAAGGGAACUUGAAGCAUUUAUGUGUGUCAUGUUUGAACAACUUCCAAGUACCACCUGCAAACAGUUUAUUGUCUAGUAUAGAUAAUAAUUCAAGAACCAGGUUAUAUUUGUUUACAGAAUUUGUAUUCCAAUUUUAUUAUUGUAAUUUUUAUUUUGUAAAUAUUGUUUAUAAUCACAAACAAAUAUUAUAAUGUAGGUAAUAUACUGUUAUUAGCAAGUGUAAUGUAUGAUGGUGUACUUAAAAUCUUUUUGAAAGCAAUUAUAAGUGAAACUUAAGAGUUAAAAGAUUAAAAACCUUGUUUUCUGGGAAUGUGAAGAAAACAUCACAGACUUGUUCAUAACUUUUAAGCAAUACUGGUUUAAGUUGUUGUGGGGGGAAAAUGUUUAAAAUUGUUAUGUAAAGCUUAAAUGAUUACUGUUCAUGUUUUAACAUUGUAAAUAUCACUGUUUAGUUUAUGAGUUUUGUUUUGUUAGUAAUGUGUUCUGCAGUAUAUUUGUGGAUGCUGUAAUGUGUUGUCAGUUUGUUGUUGAUACAUAGUCAGGCUACAUUUGUAGACUCACCUCAUGGUGUGUGAAAUUUGUUUCGUCAUGAUGGGAAGACCUGGAGUGACAACACGAGGCAUGUCGUGAACCGCAAGCAGACGAGACUGCGCACUCUGGCGCACAUCCUGCAUUUAACCCAAUGCCUGGCUGACACUUUUCACACGUUCAUUCAUAUCUUGUAAUUUUGUUAAUAAACUGAGGAGUUUUCUAA
This is a messenger RNA of Bacillus rossius redtenbacheri, 8343 nucleotides long. Its product is annotated as sodium/potassium-transporting ATPase subunit alpha-like. The coding region runs from base 99 to 3125 and encodes 1008 amino acids. NCBI's taxonomy places the organism in Eukaryota, Metazoa, Arthropoda, Insecta, Phasmatodea, Bacillidae. Gene Ontology annotation, cellular component: plasma membrane. The record is from RefSeq and is a predicted model, not a curated record. The transcript has 18 exons. Gene Ontology annotation, molecular function: P-type sodium:potassium-exchanging transporter activity; ATP hydrolysis activity; ATP binding. Gene Ontology annotation, biological process: sodium ion export across plasma membrane; potassium ion import across plasma membrane; intracellular sodium ion homeostasis.